Melampsora larici-populina 98AG31 is the source of this 528-nucleotide messenger RNA. RefSeq lists its product as uncharacterized. The transcript has 4 exons. The record is from RefSeq and is a predicted model, not a curated record. Lineage: Eukaryota; Fungi; Basidiomycota; Pucciniomycetes; Pucciniales; Melampsoraceae. Bases 1 to 528 code for a protein of 175 amino acids.
AUGUUGUGUUUUGUCAUGCAACAUAUUGAAUACAAACCUCAGAUCCGCGAAGAUUACCAAUUCGAGAUGGAGUACCGUAUCCGGCCUACUAGAAACCUCCAAAGCGCGCAAGGCCUGAUUCAAGUUGGUCGAGAAACAUUGAUAAAUGGGUUCAUUGUUGAUUGGGACGACGAAAAUAAUCGAUGGAUUGUAGAGGUCACCAGCGUUAGCAAUUGCACCGGCCGUUCCGACACUUUGAACAAAAAGGUUGUUCCAGGUGGCCAAGUAACCCCAUCAGGGCGCGUCCGCCCCGCAAAACAUGUUGCCAGCUCUACUCCAACCAAGCCUGUCAAGAACGCGAAGGUUACUCCAGACGUCAAAGGCAAACGUAAGGCGGUCACUCAGGAACCCGUCAGCUACGUUGAGGAUGAAUUUGAAUCCAAAGACGAAGAAGAAGAAGACGCACCUCCGCCUCCAAAAGUGACUCGCAAGUCUCCUAAGAAACCCGCAAAGCCCAAAGCCAAGAAAUUCAAGGACACCAAUGAAUAG